Molecule: messenger RNA, 544 nt
Organism: Onthophagus taurus
Lineage: Eukaryota; Metazoa; Arthropoda; Insecta; Coleoptera; Scarabaeidae
Source: RefSeq, a predicted model, not a curated record
UAUAAAAGAAGCUUCAAACCGGGGAUUUUAAUAGUUGCUCAUUAACAUUGCUUUAAAAAAAAUGUUUAAGCUUUUAGCGUUGUUUUCAACCCUUUUAUUCCAUAAUUUAGUGACCGCCACAGAUUGCAGAAGUUGCUACAACAUCAACGAAGGUUCCUGUUUCAAUCCAAACAUUAAUUUAAGUAAAUCAUUAGAAUUUGCCACAUGCUCCGUUCACAGCAGAAAUUUAGAGCUGGAAAUGAGGCGGGUCUAUGGCUCCAAUUUCGAGCACAAAACUCAUGCUGUUUUCGACGUUCGUUGCGUUCACUACGAAAAAUUCUAUCAUUUAACGAAUCAAACGGAAAUCUAUCGUGGGUGCCUUCAAAAGAAAUACGCCAAGAAUUUUUGCGAGAACCAAAGGCAAAAUCAAGUUUAUUAUUUUUACAAUUUAACGAAAUGUAACGUUUGCAGCAGCGAUUUAUGUAAUUCAAAUUCAAGUUUUCAAUUACAUUUUAAUCGGGUUUUUUACACAAUCACAAUGUUAUUAAUCGUUUAUUUUAAAUAA